AAACAGUGAAACCCUCCCAUAGAGGUGAGAGCGUAGAUGUCAUGAGAAAAGCGACCGCACUACCAGAGCGCAACAACCGACGCACCGUGCGAACUCAGCCCGACUCCCUGCGACCUGGUCUGGGAUGCUUUUAGCGCAGAGACGCCUCCACUCAGGGCAGUCCGUGGAAGUCGACGCAGAUCAUCAACACUCUUUUCGUUGUUGUUGUUAUUUUUAACCGAGGAUCUUUCCCCCGCACCCUCCCAUCCCUCCCUUUUCCAGUGUUUGUGUUUGUUUCUCCAUGACUGAUGCUUUGGGAAGCGAGCCUCAGCACCAGCUCCAGCAGCGGCACCAUGCGAGCCCAAAUCGAAGUCAUACCUUGCAAGAUCUGCGGAGACAAAUCAUCAGGUAUCCACUACGGAGUCAUUACGUGUGAGGGAUGUAAGGGUUUCUUCAGACGGAGUCAGCAGAACAAUGCAGCCUACUCCUGCCCCCGCCAGAGGAACUGCCUCAUCGACAGAACAAACCGCAACCGAUGCCAACACUGCCGCCUGCAGAAAUGUCUCGCCCUAGGAAUGUCCAGAGAUGCUGUAAAGUUUGGCCGCAUGUCCAAGAAGCAACGGGACAGCCUAUAUGCAGAGGUCCAGAAGCACCAGGCGCGACUGCUGGAGCAGCAGCAGCAGCAGACAGGUGAAGCGGAAGCUCUAGCACGCGUUUACUCGUCCAGCCUAACCAACGGACUGUCCACCCUUAACCAUGAGAUUGGGGGCACCUAUGCCAAUGGCCACGUCAUUGAGCUGCCCAAGGCUGGCCAUGGUAACGGAGGCGUUGUCCCAGGGGGAUACUAUGGGAUGGAUUCCACCCAGCCGUCUCCAGACCAGUCAGGUUUGGACAUGUCGGGCUUGAAGCACAUUAAGCAGGAGCCGGUGUAUGACCUGACGCCAGUGCCCAACCUGUUCAGCUACGGAGGCUACCAGGACAGUCAGCUGGGACCCAAUAACGUCAGCAUGGGAGAGCUGGACCGUAUUGCUCAGAAUAUCAUCAAGUCCCACUUGGAGACAUGUCAGUACACAACAGAGGAGCUGCAGCAGUUAGCCUGGCAGACACACUCCUAUGAAGAGGUCAAGAUGUACCAGAGCAAGCCUCGGGACGCGUUGUGGCAGCAGUGUGCCAUCCAGAUCACCCAUGCAAUCCAGUACGUGGUGGAGUUCGCCAAGCGCAUCUCAGGGUUCAUGGAACUGUGCCAGAACGACCAGAUCCUCCUGCUCAAGUCCGGUUGUUUGGAGGUAGUCUUGGUGCGGAUGUGCAGGGCGUUCAACCCUCUCAACAACACUGUGCUAUUUGAAGGGAAGUACGGAGGCAUGCAGAUGUUCAAAGCUCUAGGUUGUGAUGACUUAGUGAGUGCGGUGUUUGACUUUGCCAAGAGUUUGUGUUCACUGCAGCUGACAGAGGAGGAGAUCGCUCUGUUCUCAGCAGCUGUACUAAUUUCCACAGAUCGACCGUGGCUGAUGGAACCUCGGAAAGUCCAGAAGCUCCAGGAGAAGAUCUACUUUGCUCUGCAGCACAUUAUGCAGAAGAACCACAUGGAUGAAGACGCAUUGGCUAAGCUGAUCAGCCGAAUCCCCACGUUGUCAGCCCUGUGCACGCUCCACACCGAGGAACUUCAGGCCUUCCAGCAGCUACACCCAGAAACAGUCAACGUCCUCUUCCCUCCGCUCUACAAAGAACUCUUCAACCCCGACCCCAACUCUGCCAUGGCCAUGCCCAAGUGACUGCCUGUGGUCCCAAUGCAACAAACAGCAUCAGCGGAGGACCAAGAAAAUAAGAAGACAGCCACGUCUCACGAGACGGCAGCAGCCGUGUCAACUAUGUCAUCGUCGUGGCAAACAUCUAUUCCUGCGCUCCCCGAGCCUCAUUUUGGGCUGGGGGGUGAGGAAUCAUCUGCCAGAAACUUACAGUUACCGCCAACAAUACUAGGAAUGUCAAGCACUUAUCCCAUCCUGUUCACCGAUACAGUCUGAAGAAUGUAAAUAUAAAUGAAACUCACCCCGAGCCACAACGUAAGUGAGGCUUCCUCCCGUCUUCUGAACUGAACUGACUGACCAGAAAUGUACAGACUUUAAAACAUCUAGGAACAAUUUUAAGCUGUCAAUCUUUAAAAGAAAUGGGUAAGUUAAUUUGUUUUAACUUUGAAAAAAAAUCUUUUUUGUUUGUUUUAUUUUUUUGUUUUUUUCACAUGAAUAAGUUGUGAAGUUGAAGAAGCUGAAUGGGGAAGGGAACUGUGGAUUUAGAAAAGCUAUUGUAGAUAUUCUUCUAGUGCAGAACGGAUUCCAGUAUUACUUCUUGUUCUGUUAAAAUAAGUUAGUCCUAAUUUAAAUAUACAGCAGUCCACCAUGGCUGACUAUACCUUGUCUAUGUGUUUUUGUUUUAUUUGAUCGAUUUUUGUGUACAGAAUUUGUAAAGUUCAGACUUGUAAAAGAAUAUUGGGUAAAACCGGGAAUCGAUUCGGGUUUUGUUGAUAUAUAGAAGCCUUGUCUGGAUUUUGUUCAUAUGUAAAGAAGGUACUGCAUCCUUCUAAUGAGAACUUAUAGAAAUGUAAAGAGAGCAUAUGAAGGAUUUAAAAAGAAAAUAAUGGCUACUACUUUUCAAGGUGAAGAUAUAUACAUAAAUAUUAUAUUUUCCAAAAAAAAAAGAAUCUGGCAGAUUUGCCAUCUUAUCAAUCAUUUUCUUCUCGCUGCAAUAAUUACGUCCAAUUAAAUGCUGGACUGCUUUCGAACAAUCAACCAGAAACAACCAAUCAGAAACUAGGACCUCAUAUUAAACCCCACCUCUUUCCAAGUUCCCCUCAUCCUGCCCUUUAUUUCCGAUGUAUUAGGGCCUUGACAUGAGAUUUCCGCGGACAGAACUGGAUAGAAAUUACAAUGAAGAAGUGGAGGAUAACAAUUCCACCAAACAACAGAUGACAAAAUCAAACUUGAGUUCAUUAACUCAUAACUUUCCAAUCUUCAUAAACCUGUAUGAGUGCUGUAUGCCCUCAUCCCUCCCAUUACUAUUUGCACAAUUCAGUCUAUGGACGUCAAUCCCUCCAGGCUGUGAAUAUGAAGGACCCUUUUCUCUAAAGAGCAAUAACUUUCACACUGCCUUUCUGAUCUUACUUCUCUCCUUUCCUCCUCUUCCUAUUUCCAGCUGUUCAGAACAGGGUAGCAGUUUGAACUAGAAUGCACUACAUUUGACUCCUGAUCAUAAAUUAUGUCGAACAAUCAUCUCAUUCAACCACAGACUCUGCAUUGUUUUCAAUGUGACACAAUAUGAUCUGGGGUCAGGAAAUAGCACAGAGCACUGACUGACAGAUGUGAAGAAAUACAGAUUAGCCUACAAUGAUCUUUAACACUUAAAGCUGCAAUAUUACAUCGACAAUUCACACAGAAAGCUGUGAUAGACAAUCACUUUUUUGCUUUUUUUGUUCGUCACUCCAUAAUCAUUAGCACUUACAGAUUGACAUUUUAGUUGCUUUUUCUACAUUAAUGUUAUGUUGAUUAGCAUUUGGCCACUGUGUAAAGUCACUCAUUCUACUAGGCACUUGUACCUUCUAAGGAUGUUCUCAUCAGUGUAUUUGCAAUUCUGCAUUCAGUCUACUAAAGAGCUUCCUUUAAAGUGAGCCAUUUACCAAAAUAAGUGACCCACUGCACAAUAACAGCACAACAUUGAUCAGCUUGUUAGAGGAACGUCUAGCUGGUCUAAGACAGCACUUAGACUUUUACCUCUAAUUUAAUUACUAUGAUUAGUGGACUCUGAUCUAGAGUUAUUUAAGCACUAAAAGUGAAGAUCUGUGUUAAGUUUUUGGGCAAAUGUUCAUUGCCCAGUGGCCAAAUCUUCAACUAGCUCACAGAGCACAGACACAAUCAGACUAGUUACGCAUUCAUUGACAUUAAAACACUUGAACAUUACCAUUUGCAUCCUUGCAUGUUUUUUUCCAUAUGGUGAACAGAACAAUGUCGGCAGCACGGGAAACGAGUGUCAAUGCUAAACAUUAGUGAUGUGCUCACAUCCAUCUGAUCCAUUCACAGGAUCCUUCCCUUGACCCCUGACCCGACCCCAGAUCAGAGGCCAGUGACUCUUAAGACAAUCACUUGCUCAUUAAGGCUCGAUGCACUACACGGCAUCUCUCAGGGAAAAGCUCUUUUUCUGACUUUGCAUUAAAAGAGGGUUUAAUAUUUUUGCAAAUUUACAAGAAAAAAAUGUAAUUAUAAAAGAAUGACUUUUUAGGAUAAAAAUGUCAUACGCCCGCAAGGUAUGCUGGCAAAGGAAUCUGCCCAGACAAGGCUUUGAUGAGUGUGUGUAUGUGCGCAUAGAGCAUGAAUUCACUGUCCAAAUCUCUUUAGAGCCCAGACUAUAUGACAAGCAUUGUUACGUAGCACAUGAAGAAAAACAAAAAUAUAUUUAGUGUAUGUCGGUGUGCUCUUGUCACCACUGUACAAUCGUGUUUAUUGCUUAUUUUGCUGCUUUUGGGACAGCGAGGGAAGUUCACUGGUAGGCUAUGAAUCAAGCGCCAUAACAACAUCCCUGGGACAGUGAAUUCCACCUCUGAAUAUGAAGUUUUUGUGUGUGACGCUAUUAUUUUCCCUUGUUAGACUGUGAAUCAGAGGGAUGGGAUGGGGUUAUGAGAGGGGAUGUGCUGGCAAGAACGAGUGGCAACGCAACACUGUAAGUAAGAUACUGUAGCAAUAAGAACUGGAGGCAUUUACUACUGUCAUGUUUGCAUUGUAAGAUUAUUUUUUAUUUUAUUACUAUUUACUAUUAUUAUUGUUCUUAUUAUGACUACUAUUCUUCUAUUACUAUUAGCCUAUUGUUGUUCUGUUCUAUUUGCAUGACGUUUCAUUGCAAUGAAACAUUUGGGGCUUAUUUGUGUUUUUUUCUUCUCAUGAUAUUGUGAGCUUCGUGGGAGGGAGGGGG
Messenger RNA from Anarrhichthys ocellatus (wolf-eel), 4932 nucleotides. RefSeq names its product RAR-related orphan receptor B (gene rorb). The record is from RefSeq and is a predicted model, not a curated record. NCBI's taxonomy places the organism in Eukaryota, Metazoa, Chordata, Actinopteri, Perciformes, Anarhichadidae. Gene Ontology annotation, cellular component: nucleus. The coding region runs from base 288 to 1751 and encodes 487 amino acids. The transcript has 10 exons. Gene Ontology annotation, molecular function: nuclear receptor activity; zinc ion binding; RNA polymerase II cis-regulatory region sequence-specific DNA binding. Gene Ontology annotation, biological process: regulation of transcription by RNA polymerase II.